Molecule: messenger RNA, 6311 nt
Organism: Rhea pennata
Lineage: Eukaryota; Metazoa; Chordata; Aves; Rheiformes; Rheidae
Gene: FAM222B
Product: family with sequence similarity 222 member B
Exons: 3
Coding region: 135-1796 (553 amino acids)
Source: RefSeq, a predicted model, not a curated record
CGAGAGCGGGCGGCGGCGGCGAGCGGCGGCGGGGCCGGCACGGGCACAGCGGCGGCGGCGCCAUGAGGCCCGGGCAGGGGCACCGAGAUGUGCAGAGGAGUGAAUGCCCCAUGUUGUGUUAGUGCCUGUCUGCCAUGCUGGCCUGUCUGCCAGGACCAGGUGACCUCUCCUUUCAGCUUCUUUCUUACACGCAGAUGAACACUGGACUUCAGAAAUGGGACACUACACAGAAAAUGAGAUCUGCACAGUAUCCUACCCCAGCAGAAUUGGAUGCUUAUGCUAAGAAGGUCGCCAACAAUCCACUGACUAUAAAAAUUUUUCCAAACAGUGUCAAGGUUCCCCAGAGGAAACAUAUACGCCGUACUGUGAACGGACUUGAUACUUCGGGUCAGAGGUACAGUCCUUACCCGUCUCAGGCCACCACGAAGACAGGCCUCCUGGCGAUAGUCAAAUCUCCAGCAAAAGGAAUUAUCAAAGACUUUGACGGAACACGCACACGUCUGCUGCCGGAAGCGAUGAUGAAUCCCCCUUCCACACCAUACGUUGCACCUAGCACUUUAACCCACCCCCAGGCGCUUGCUCGCCAGCAGGCUCUCCAGCAUGCACAGACUUUGCCGCACCCCCAGAGUAUACCACAGCCACAGACUUUGCAGCACCCUCAGGGUAUACCACAGCCACAAAGCUUACCGCACCCUCAGGGGAUACCGCAGGCGCUGCCGCACCCUCAGAAUAUGCAGCAGCCGCAAGGCUUGCAGCAUCCUCAGACCAUGGCACACCAGACUCUGCAGCACCCUCCGAAUCCUUUGCUGCAGCCAGGUUUACAUGGAAGCAGAAAGAUGCCGGAUGCAGAUGCGCCGCCGAAUGUGACCGUGUCUACCUCAACCAUUCCCCUCUCUAUGGCUGCCACCCUGCAGCAGAACCAGCCACCGGACCUGAGCAGCAUUGUGCACCAGAUUAACCAGUUCUGCCAGGCCAGAGCUGGCAUUAGCACUACCUCAGUAUGUGAGGGACAGAUUGCAAACCCCAGUCCUAUAAGUCGCAACCUGCUUAUCAAUGCAAGUACCAGGGUAUCUACUCACAAUGUCCCUACACCCAUGCCUUCCUGUGUAGUAAACCCUGUAGAUCAUGCUGCUGCUGCUGCUAUUCCUUCUGCCUCUGUUAAUGUGCCCAUGGUGAAUAUUAACAGGGUGCCGUCUGCAUACCAGAAUGAAAUCAAAUCGGUUGCAUGGAACCAGCAUCAGCUUGCACAUCUGCAGCAAAUGUGUGGGGAUGUUGCUGGGCCUGCUGGACUUGCAGGGAAGCACCCUCAGAGAGAGAUUGCAGGGCAGAGUUUUCCUGGCAAAACAAACUACCCUCAAGAACUGUGCAUGGGCCAGUCAUUCAACUUGAAGCCCCCCAUUGAGAAGCCUACACCUUCUCCACCUGUGAAUGGAUUGCAGGGACCCUUGCCAUAUACUAAUGGGCACUAUUUCCAGCCCAUAUGGAAUAACAUUCUGCCCACACCGAACAGUGACAGCUCUGGGUCCCAGGACCUUGCCAUGCCUUUCCACGGCGGACAGCCAACAGGAGCGCCACUAGAUUGUGCAGGAGGAACUCAUUACAGAGCUGGAGCCGGUCCAUCCAGCCAGAAUAAUGUGAUGCAGACCAUGGAUUACCUAAGCGGGGACUUCCAGCAGUCUUGCUUCAGAGAUCAGAGCAUGGCCGUGCUGGGAAAAGUCCAUCGGCCUCCCAUGAACCGAGCACCUGAACCAACUGAUAGUCGAAAUCUUCAUAUUCAACACCCAGGGUAUAGAUAGGCUGCAGUCACUUUCACAGACAAAAUUAUAGGUUUAGUCUUAAUUUUAAUUAAUAAGCAAGGCAUUUUUAACUUGCAAACUUGUGUGAUCAUUAUAGUAACCAUUGGAAGAAGACAUACUGUAUAUUUCAGAGCUUUGCUUACAUGUUAUCUAUCUCCUUUAUGCAUCAAAUAUUUAACAUGCCUUUUGUUUCAAAGAAUUUCAUUACACUACUUCACACCACAGCUGUUUCCUCACCGCAGAACCCCCUUUGUGCAGCUUUUGCCUUCUGCUUAGUAACUACUUGCUGGACUGAUGCUAAGUUGCUGCAGGGUUUCACAGUUGCAUCUGUUUGCCAGCUCCUUAAAGAGCUGAUAGGUAGCAUAGCUGCUUAAAUUUCCAUCUCAAUUUCCUCUGAAGAUUAAGAGCAACAGAAUUUGUCAGGAAGCAGGGCUUAUUUUCAACUCAAAAGCCCAUUUCAUUAAUGCAUUAAACAUUGACCAUUUGCACUGUCUAGAGGCCUAUUUAAUUGAAAAAAAAGCCUACAUUUGAAAAGAGCUAGCUAGGGGUAUAUAUUUAGGCAUUAAUAUAGGAAGAAGCUUUUCUGCUAUUUCUUGCAGAGAUGUCUGCAUUUAUCGUUUAGACUUUGUCCAAAGUCAAAAGUCUCUGGCAGAUACUUCUGACACUUUUUUGCGAACAGGGUAUGGGGGGGAGGGGGGAAUGGCAGUUUUAGGAUGUAGGCAGUAUAACUGCCAUAGGUAGCUGCCUUUUUCAGCAUUGUACUUCCCUUCCCCGCUCCCCUUUCGCCGGUGUAAAAGCUAACUUUGUCUGAACCUCUUGCUGCUACGAGUCUGGCCUUCCUGAUGUGAAGUGCUGUUCUGCGGUUUUACUGUGGGAAUCCAGACCCACUGACAACUCCAAAAAGGGUUCAGUUGCUUCUCCAGUAGCUAGAAUUAAUUUCAGGGUGAGGAGACAUAACUAGAAGCUUGUCUCUGGUGCAAUGAAAGGACACGCGGAGUGACGUGGCUUAUCACAUUCCAGUAGCAGCACUGAUGGAAUGGACGGUGUUUGAUCUGAAGUGAAGCUCCAGCCGUGAGACGCUGUGGGACUUAGUCCCAUAUUCUUCUACAUUAAAACGCCACAGUAGAUUUAAUGAAACGAUUCUCUUCUCUGGGAAUUAGUGAAGCUAUUUAUAACAUACCUUUUUCCCAGAGUCUUGGUGCCUAACUAUUUCUAUUCCUUUCUCAUGUCACUUACAGCAGCUAGUUGAGUCGGUGACCAGUAGGACACUAACUAUUGGAUAACCUCAGCGUCUUGUUUUCUUCAGCGUAUUGAAACAUACUUUUCCUUUUCAAUAGCCGAAUUUGUUGUAAGUAGAAAAUUUCUCAUCUCUGUUAAUGAGACUAAUACUUGAACAUAAUGAUCACAAUCAAGUUUGGAAAUUAAAAAAAUAAAUGCAUUGAUUCUUUAUAUGUACACUGGCUAAAACUAUUGCUCUACACUGUAACUUUUAAGUGUAAUAUUUCUGUAUGAAUGUCGCCUGGUAGUGUGGGUUUGAGUAGCAUUGUGUAUGGGUGAACCCACUGGCCUCUGCCAUUCACUGGCCUCCCUCACAGCCCUUGGAAAAACAAAGCCUUAAGUAUUUGCUCCUUGAACUUUCCUUAAUGAGCAUGGUUUAAAAUCUUAAGACAUCAUACAAAAUUAAAAAAAAAAAAAAACUUAUACAAGUUUUGAAGUGACGUCAUAGUUGGCUAGAGAUUCUUAAAAUUUUUCGUAAAUGGAAAAAUUAGAAAACAUUUAUUUGUAUUUUUUUAAUUUAGACGUGUAGUUCUGGGCUGUAACAAAUAUUUAGGUUUCAAAGCUUAGCAGAGUACGUUUUCUGAUUCCUUGCGUAAGUUAGUACACUUAAUCAUGUCAUUAUUUAAAUUCUUUUAAGUGUACUAUAAACCGUUCUUUAGUGAUAACUCUUUAGCAAAGUUAAGCAAUUUAACUAAAGACGGAUUAAAUUAUGUGUUGGCUUGUGUUGCCUUAUAUUUAAAAAGGAAGAAAUGCCUGAUUGUGUUAUGCCAAAUGAUAGCAACAUGAAGUCCUAAUUUAUUGUUUAUAAUCGUAUUCCUGCAGUCUUUGUGAAAACUGGUAAAUAUACAUCUAUGAAAGAACUAAAAUCCUGAGGCUUUUCAUGCAAUAUUUUUCUGAAUACGUUAUAUUGGAAGCCAAGGCUCAAGUCUGAAGCUGCUUCCCAUACAGUCUCCCUAUUGUCUUACCUGUCCUACUCCCCAAAUUGGUCUAGGGCUGUGCUAUGACUUUACCAUGUCCUGCUAAGUUAGUUACUGUAAGGUGUUCUGCUAUCUGAAUACAUACCUUUUACUAAAUAAAAUAUUGGCAUCUCCUCUGUUCAUUAGCCUGCUACAAAUAUGAACCCAGACUGUUAUUUAAAACUAAUUAUCCUACUCUUCCCCUAAGAGGGAGACCGAAUAAAACCCCGUGUUGUGGUUAUUUGACAAAGUGAUUUCAAUGCCUAAGUUAUAGUAAUGUUACUGUUAGCGAUGGAAGUAUGCUGUGAAUUGUUACGAAUUGUUCUGCACUGGCAGGUGCAGAUAGAAUCACGACCUCUGAGACUUUGCCCUGGUACAGCAGGACUGGGAAGCAAAAAUAUUCCUAAGACUCAUUCAGGUAGGAUUUUGCCAUUAGCGUGCUUGAAAAAUAGGAAUCAUUUUACUAUUAAAAUGUAUUAAAAUACAUCCUUUUUUGUUCUAGGACUGAGAUUUUUCUUUAUAUGCAACCUUUUUCAUUUCUUCUGUGGCCUAUUGCUAAUAGCUUCUUCCUUCUAAGCAAUUAGAUCUUCUCAAAGAGAAAUAUUAAUAUUUACUUGCCUGAUUUCUAGCUACAACUUUUGAAUGCAAACAGUCAAUCCGCUACUCGCAGUAGAAGCCCAACUUGAGGCUCCUCUGUGGAUGCACAGCCAAGCAUGCACCAUUGCUUAGCAUGGUGUCAAAGGGAAGAGCGUAUGAGGCUUAAGCCAGAGGCCAGUAGUACCUUUCCAUCUGAUGUUGCUGUAGAAUGGUGCACGUGUGUGUUUAGGAGGUGUGCUCUUUUAGAAAUGUUUGUCCAUGUUCCUUCAGUUUUUCAUGCUCUGGCAGAGUAUUCCUUGUAGAAAGACAAGUAACUUGUUCUAAGGCAAAUAAUAUACUUGGUUCAUGCAAUACUGAAUGCGAUGACAGCUUCCCGGGUCAACAGAGCGCAGAGUAGCACGUGUUUGCUGGUGGCCAGUUUGUGAACUUCCUGGGCUUUCCCCUGGGACGAUGAUGCAGAUGGUCGCCUUCCUCUGGAGCUUACACCACUGUUCCCAUUGCAGCUGUCAGCUUACCUUUUGUUGUUUUUUUGGGGGGGGGGGUUGAUUAGGGUUUUUUGGGGUUUUUUAUUGUUAUUUUUUAAUUCCACUGAAGGGUCAGUCAUUCCAUAACUUCCAAUUCAAGCACAGUGUUUUUCUUUCCCUGAUCGUAUGUGGAUCCUGGAUAUUUGCUGGUGACAGUUCUGUUCUUUGAGGAAAGUGUAAGGUAUUUUCAGAUGUUUUUCUCGACCAGUUCUGAACUAUUUAUGCUGUGUCAUCAGCACUGUGAUCUGUUCUUGUUACAGUACCAGGCUGGUACAGCAGAAUAUCAUUAUUUGUGAUGGUUUGUAGCAACUCUGUUGCCAGCUGGAGGUUGACAUUAAGUAGAUGCUAAAGGGAUAAACGCAAAAGUGGUGUAAACCCUACCAAAGGAAGCUUCCAUCUCUAACAUGUCUUUUCUUUUAAGCAGAAGCUUUGAAGCUGUUAAAUCGCAAGCCCAGUUUGUUACAGCCCAAAGUUAACAUUUUAUAAAGACGCUUGUGAAUUUUCUUUCUUUAAACUUAUGAUGUGAAAGAUGUCUCCGUGGGACUCGGCCACUCCCGUAGAAACCAAACAGAAAUGUUUGCUGGGGUUCACUGUGGAGAGAACUGGGAAUUGCUGCUGUAUUUCAUUAAACCACAUACUGAUUAUAUACGCUGCUUCUUAUGUGCUACGGGUAUGAACUAGAUUUCUUUUUUUUUGGGGGGGGGGGGUCUGCAGGAAAAAUAAAGCAAAAAAAAAAAAGAGAGAGAGAGAGAGAGACUUGGUCCCUCUGCCCCUUCUGCUGUUUUUAUGCAGUGUGAAUGAAUGAGGCUUGCUUGGCCUGUAGUAAUCGAUACAUGAAGCCAAAGGGCUGUAGAGAAUGGGUGUUCUUGGCUGGAAGCUGGACACUUGCCAUAAAGGGAGUUUGGGGACGGGUCUCUAAGGGUUUCUGGGGUGUGAAAUGUGUAGGGCACAUUUCCUGUAGCCAGGAUGCCUUUGUCCUGUAAGAGCACCAAGGUCUGGAAAAACGUAGUAUCAUAUAAAAAAUUGUAGCCAAAAAAGUGCUGAAAUAAUUAUUCAAGAGCUCAGUAGGAGGAGGAUUCGAGGAGAUGAUUUAAAGGCCUGUCAAGGUGAACUUUGAGACAUCUUGGACAGACAGAAAUAAACCUCUUUGAAAAGACAAA